AUGUCAGAAAUCAUUCAAGAAAUAAGCAAGCAUUUAGUGUUCCCAAUAGACUAUCCGUCUCAACAGAAAUUAAAUGGUAGAACUCAUAAACUGCUGAUAGUUGUUGGAAUAAUUUCAUUUAUUUAUGGGUAUCUAACACAAUCAAUUCAAAAUUUAUUAAUUUCGUAUGGUGUUGGUAUAAUAGUUACAAGCAUAGUCGUAGUUCCAGCGUAUCCAUUUUACAAUAAGCAAAAAUUGACGUUUGUAGAGCCUAAGGUCGUUAAUAUUGAUAUAGCGAAAUGA
This is a messenger RNA of Maudiozyma barnettii, 282 nucleotides long. It is a transcript of the gene SPC1, whose product is annotated as signal peptidase complex subunit SPC1. The transcript has a single exon. The record is from RefSeq and is a predicted model, not a curated record. Lineage: Eukaryota; Fungi; Ascomycota; Saccharomycetes; Saccharomycetales; Saccharomycetaceae. Bases 1 to 282 code for a protein of 93 amino acids. Gene Ontology annotation, biological process: protein targeting to ER. Gene Ontology annotation, cellular component: endoplasmic reticulum membrane; signal peptidase complex.